Messenger RNA from Dichomitus squalens LYAD-421 SS1, 1999 nucleotides. RefSeq lists its product as uncharacterized. The coding region runs from base 159 to 1892 and encodes 577 amino acids. Lineage: Eukaryota; Fungi; Basidiomycota; Agaricomycetes; Polyporales; Polyporaceae. The record is from RefSeq and is a predicted model, not a curated record. The transcript has 4 exons.
CGCAGCUUGGACCCAUCUCGAUACGAUUCCUCCACCUGGUGUCAAAUACUGCUCCUGAGGUCACCAUCUGCCAGGGAAUACUCUACACCAGCUCGAAGUAAUCCUGAUCCUAAACUUUUUGAAUAAUAAAGAGACGCCAAUUCAACUCCUUGUGUGCCAUGGCCGGAUCCAACCCGGCGUUAACGUCUCCUUUCGCGCCUAACGACCGCACACCGAUCACGCUUGUUGAGCUGCGCAUGCGCAGCUUCUCGGGCAAGAUCCGCUGCAAGCCAGACUGGUGGAAGAAAGUCUACGACGAGGAGAUCGUGACGAAGUGGCGACAGGAAAUUGUCGAGCACGACGCGAUCAUGGUCGACAAAUUCUGGGGAGGCGAUAAGUAUUAUGACAGUGGCGAGGGCGAGAAACAGUGGCCGCGGGAGAAGAUCAGCGACGUCCAGCUCAAUUGCGUCGUCGACGAACUACGAUAUGAAGCUAGCCAGUAUGACGAGGCAACGGGCAUCUUCGCUACCGCGAUCUACCAGGUAUAUGAGUCACGCUCCCUUAUUCCUGCCGAUCUCAAGAAUAAACUACUGCAAGGCAUCGCGAUACUCGAGAAUGUCCCAGAGGAGGAGAAGGAUUGGCACCCAGGAUCUGACAACCAAGUCCUCGAUCUCGUCCAUCCGUCCUUGUAUUGCUUGCACAUCGGUCGCUCGCAUGUUUACCGGCGAGACGUGGGCCAUACCAAUCCCAUCGUUCCUCUCACGCCAGAAGACUACUUUGACCGUCGCCCAGAUCUUGAGGAGAUACCCCGCUUCUUCGUCUCGCGCGUCUACCAAUGGAUCCCGACCGAUUUCGAGGUCUCGGAAUCAGGCAAUGUCAGAUCCCUCGCAUACAUCAACAACCUCCACCCUAUCCAUCACCGGGCCUUGUAUCCCACCAUCUCCUCCGUCUUAUCGCUCUUCGUACCUCUAUUCGAGAAAGUCCUCUCGGACGCACUCAACCCUUGGCCGCCGCAUGUUAUACGCCCGCAUCCGUACGAUUGGUACGACCACGUGUACGCGCUUCAACCAAAUUGGGGCGAUUUCAAAGACCGUCCGUCGGAGGAGUUCGACGCCGCAUACGCUGAGUGGGAGAAAUACCACCAGUGGCCACAUAUUCCGGAGCCCGAUCCCUUCACGCCGCCUUCUGCUGCAGACGAGGAGAAUCGAAUCACCAUCUCACUUCGUGGACGUACCGUUCAGGUGAUCGUCAAGCUCGCCAACAUCAUCCUCACGCCUGAGAACCCGAAGUACCCUGGCGGCUCGUGGCACGUUGAGGGCAUGGCGAACGAGAGCAUCGUCGCCACAGGCCUCUACUACUACGCGUGCGAGAACCUCACCGAGUCACGCCUUGACUUCCGAGCGGCCGUGGGCAACUCAGACAACAUGAACGGCGUUUCUCUCGAGUACGAGCAGAAUGACGAGCAAGGCUACCGCACCGCGUUCGGACUGCAGCGCGACAGCCCGUUGAAUCAGUGUCUGGGGCACAUCGUCGCGGAGGAGAACAAGUGCGUCGCGUUCCCUAACGUAUACCAGCACCACGUCGACGCCUUCGAACUCGCGGACCCUACUAAGCCCGGGUACCGGAAGAUCCUGUGCUUCUUUGUGGUCAAUCCCUUCGUUCACAUCCUGUCGACGAGCGAUGUCCCCCCGCAACAGGAGCAUUGGGCACUGGAUGAGCUGGCGAAGGCGCCGAUUCUGGGGAAGCUUCCACAGGAGCUGUACGAUGCCGUAUUGGAAUACGCGUCCGUUGGGUUAGUGUCGCGCGAGGAGGCGGAGGAAGAUCGGGACAAGCUGAUGCAGGAGCGGUCUCAGUUCGUGGUGGAUCAUAAUGAGCAGGUAUUCGAGGUGGAGUUCAACAUGUGUGAGCAUUGAACAAGGCUAUAUGUACGUGUUAAUGGCAGCAUGAUAGUGUAUGAAGAUCAAGGUUUACGGGCGCAUGCAAAGUGGUAAGCCUACGCGCAGCCCACUGGGCAUCUCCG